This is a messenger RNA of Struthio camelus australis, 989 nucleotides long. The record is from RefSeq and is a predicted model, not a curated record. Lineage: Eukaryota; Metazoa; Chordata; Aves; Struthioniformes; Struthionidae.
AUGGGGGAUGGUUUGAAGCUGUGCCUCUCUGAAUUCAAGCGGCAGCUAGCUUGGGUGGAAAGGCUGGAUGUGACUUUGGGUCCAGUAACAGAUGUCACAGGUCCAGUCUCACACAGUGCUUCUGACAAAGAUGCUGUUGACCCUGAGAAUGACUUCCAGAGAGAGAUGAGCUUUUACCGACAGGCUCAGGCCGCAGUCCUGGAUGCCCUACCAAGGUUGCGUAAGCUCCAGGUUCCUACUAGAAGGCCAGAUGAUUAUUUUGCAGAGAUGGCCAAAUCUGACCAACAGAUGCAGAAGAUUCGACAGAAGCUUAAGAGUAAACAGGAAGCAAUGGAGAAAUCUGAGAAAGCAAAACAGCUCCGUGCACUGAGAAAAUAUGGCAAGAAGGUGCAAACAGAGAUUCUGCAGAAGAGACAAAAGGAGAAAAAAUCAAUGUUGAAUGCAGUCAAGAAAUAUCAGAAAGGUCUCUCUGACAAGCUGGAUUUCCUAGAGGAAGAGCAGACUUCAUCUCAGGGGAAGAAGAAAGGCAGUGGAAGUCAACGGAUAAAGAGAGGACCAAAUGCCAAACGACGAUACAAGAAUCAGAAGUUCGGUUUUGGUGGGAAGAAGAAGGGAUCAAAGUGGAACACAAAGGAGAGUUUUAAUGACGUAUCCAGCUUUCAGGCAAAAGUGGCUCACAACAAAGGCCCAAGAAAAGCAGGGAAAAAAGCCCUCAAUAAGAGACCUGGAAAGAGAGCAAGGCAGAAAAUGAAAAGCCGAGCACGCUAAGUGGACUGUGCUCCCCAGCGGGGUUCCUAUGUCUCUGCGUUGUAAAAUGUUUCUGCAGUCUUCAAGCAUCUAACUGCAGAGCAAGCUAGAUGCUUCUGUGUGACAUGAAGAAAGUCAGUGGAAACUAGUGACUUAUCGCUAAUUUCUUGUGUGUUUCCUGAAGGACUGUUUUCCACUUAAACCUUUGGCAGGUGUGAAUAAAUUAAAUAGUUUACACAGAA